GCAGCGGCGUGAUGGACCAGCCAGCUCGUCCUUCCGUCUCCCGUCCACGGGCUCGAGUGCGCCCGCCGCCGCCGGAGGCGCUGCCUAUUGCGGGCUUCGACGACGAGCUGUACGACUGCCUGGACUACUACUACCUGCGUGACUUCCCGGCUUCCGGAGCUGGCCGCAGCAAGGGCCGGACGCGGCGCGAGCAGCAACUGCGCACCAACCACCCGGUGCCCGGCGGCCACGAGCGCAAGGUGGCGCAGAUCCUGAUCAACGCGCAGCGCAAGCGGCGCCAACGCCAGCUACAACCGCGGCCGCGCACGCGCCUGCCCUGAGAGGGAAACCUGAAAGACCUCUUAAAAGUAUUUUCGCCCGCCACCGAGUUCCUCCAUGUUGGUCAGCAGGCCUUUUUUGACAGUUUUUAAGCUUACCGCUUCAAUCUUUCCUUCCUCACUAAUUAAUUAUUAAGGAAGUAGUUUCCCAGUGGGUGUGCCUCUUUAGGGUUUUCAAUUAAAAGAGAACAAGAAUGCAUUUUAACUCUUCUGCGUUUCCUCCCUCCCCCUUCCCCCACCCCCUCCCCCAACUUAGGUUUGUCCUGUCCCCUUGCCCCCACACCCCUACCCCGGCACCCAGGUGGUAACUGGUUGCCAGUAAGUGCUUGGACUGUAAAGUGUGAAGAAGAGAUCACAAGGCUGGGGAGAUAACUCAUUUGCUAAAGUGAUUGCAACCAAAGCCUGAGUUUGAUCUUGAAAAGCCAUGUUUUUUAAAAAGCCGGUACA
Microtus ochrogaster (prairie vole) is the source of this 764-nucleotide messenger RNA. RefSeq names its product nuclear protein 2, transcriptional regulator (gene Nupr2). The record is from RefSeq and is a predicted model, not a curated record. Gene Ontology annotation, cellular component: nucleus. Gene Ontology annotation, biological process: negative regulation of cell cycle; regulation of transcription by RNA polymerase II; negative regulation of cell population proliferation. NCBI's taxonomy places the organism in Eukaryota, Metazoa, Chordata, Mammalia, Rodentia, Cricetidae.